CGCGAGACAGAUCAGCUGUCUAUAGUAUACAGUAACUGAAACUUGUGAUUCCCAUAUACGUUUUAAGUUUAUUAGUAAAACAUUGUAUAUCAGCUCGUGAAAUUUUGAUAGGCAAAGCAUGUAUGCCCUCGAAGAUGAUCAAUACGACGACGAGGAUGCGGAAGAGAUUUCGUCAAAACUUUGGCAGGAAGCCUGUUGGAUCGUCAUUAACGCUUAUUUUGAUGAGAAAGGUCUUGUACGACAACAGCUUGACAGUUUUGAUGAGUUCAUUGAAAUGUCUGUACAGAGAAUCGUAGAAGAUUCGCCGCAAAUUGAUCUACAAGCAGAGGCACAACAUACUUCAGGAGAAAUAGAAAAUCCUGUUAGGCAUUUGUUGAAAUUUGAACAGAUCUAUCUGUCGAAGCCUACUCAUUGGGAAAAGGAUGGAGCUCCGUCUCCUAUGAUGCCAAAUGAAGCUAGGCUCAGAAAUUUGACAUAUUCUGCACCAUUAUACGUAGAUAUAACUAAAACAAUUGUAAAAGAUGGGGAAGAUCCUAUCGAAACUCAACAUCAAAAAACGUUUAUAGGAAAAAUUCCAAUUAUGUUAAGAUCAAAAUACUGUUUACUUGCUGGUUUAUCCGAUCGUGAUUUGACAGAAUUAAACGAAUGUCCAUUAGAUCCAGGUGGUUAUUUUAUUAUUAAUGGAUCAGAAAAAGUACUAAUCGCACAAGAAAAAAUGGCCACAAAUACAGUGUACGUUUUCAGCAUGAAAGAUGGAAAAUAUGCAUAUAAGUCUGAAAUUAGAUCUUGUUUGGAACAUAGUUCACGCCCUACAUCCACAUUAUGGAUCAAUAUGAUGGCAAAGAGUGGAGCUAGUAUUAAAAAGUCUGCCAUAGGACAACGUAUUAUCGCUAUUAUUCCAUACAUUAAACAAGAAAUUCCUAUUAUGAUCGUUUUUCGGGCGCUCGGAUUUGUAGCCGAUCGCGAUAUUUUAGAACACAUUAUAUACGAUUUCGACGAUCCCGAAAUGAUGGAAAUGGUAAAACCUUCUUUGGACGAAGCUUUUGUCAUACAAGAGCAGAAUGUUGCAUUAAAUUUUAUUGGUACUAGAGGUGCCAGACCUGGAGUAACUAAAGAGAAACGUAUUAAAUAUGCUAGGGAAAUUUUACAAAAAGAAAUGCUUCCGCACGUAGGCAUAAGUGAUUUUUGUGAAACUAAGAAAGCCUACUUCCUGGGUUACAUGGUGCAUAGAUUAUUAUCGGCGUCUCUCGGUAGGAGAGAGUUAGACGAUCGCGAUCACUACGGUAAUAAAAGACUAGAUUUGGCCGGGCCGUUAUUGGCAUUUUUAUUCAGAGGACUAUUUAAGAACCUGAUGAAAGAAGUGCGAUUGUACGCACAGAAAUUCAUAGACAGAGGAAAAGACUUCAAUCUGGAACUUGCCAUCAAAACAAAAAUUAUUACCGAUGGCUUACGGUAUUCGCUUGCUACCGGAAAUUGGGGAGAUCAGAAGAAGGCUCAUCAGGCCAGAGCCGGCGUGUCUCAAGUAUUAAAUAGAUUAACGUUUGCAUCGACGCUUUCGCAUUUGAGAAGAGUAAAUUCUCCGAUCGGAAGGGACGGAAAACUAGCGAAACCGCGUCAGUUGCAUAACACAUUAUGGGGUAUGUUGUGUCCCGCGGAAACACCGGAAGGUGCCGCCGUAGGGUUGGUCAAAAAUCUAGCGUUAAUGGCUUAUAUUAGCGUUGGAUCUCAACCUUCUCCUAUUCUUGAGUUCUUGGAGGAGUGGUCGAUGGAAAAUUUAGAGGAAAUCGCGCCCAGUGCCAUAGCCGACGCGACAAAGAUAUUUGUAAACGGCUGCUGGGUUGGUAUCCACAGAGAUCCGGAUCAGUUAAUGGCUACCUUGCGCAAACUGAGGCGUCAAAUGGACAUUAUUGUGUCAGAAGUAUCUAUGAUCAGAGAUAUCAGAGAUCGAGAAAUCAGAAUAUACACGGAUGCCGGAAGAAUCAGUAGGCCUUUGUUAAUCGUUGAAGGACAGAAUUUGCUGUUGAAAAAGAGACAUAUUGAUAUGUUGAAGGAAAGAGAUUACAAUAACGAUGGCUGGCAGGAAUUGGUCGGAAGCGGAGUAGUCGAAUACAUAGAUACUUUAGAAGAAGAAACUGUGAUGAUUGCUAUGUCGCCUGAAGAUCUCAGGCAGGAGAAAGAAUAUGCUUACUGUACAACGUAUACACACUGCGAAAUUCAUCCAGCAAUGAUUUUGGGAGUCUGUGCCUCGAUCAUUCCCUUUCCUGAUCAUAAUCAGAGCCCCAGAAACACUUAUCAAAGCGCUAUGGGUAAACAAGCUAUGGGGGUGUACAUCACAAAUUUUCAUGUACGGAUGGACACUUUGGCUCACGUACUAUACUAUCCCCACAAACCUUUAGUCACAACAAGGUCUAUGGAGUAUCUUAGAUUUCGUGAAUUACCAGCUGGAAUCAAUAGUAUAGUUGCUAUUUUAUGUUACACCGGUUACAAUCAAGAGGACAGUGUUAUCUUGAACGCUAGUGCUGUCGAGAGAGGUUUCUUUAGAUCCGUGUUCUAUAGAUCCUACAAAGAUUCUGAAUCAAAAAGAAUCGGUGAUCAAGAAGAACAGUUCGAGAAGCCUACGCGGCAAACUUGCCAAGGGAUGCGGAAUGCUAUCUAUGACAAAUUGGACGAUGAUGGAAUUAUUGCUCCGGGAAUUCGUGUAUCUGGAGACGACGUUGUUAUAGGAAAAACUAUUACUCUGCCAGAGACAGAUGACGAAUUGGAUAGUACAACAAAGCGUUUCACGAAGAGGGACGCGUCCACCUUCUUACGUAACAGCGAAACUGGUAUAGUGGAUCAAGUAAUGUUGACUCUGAAUAGCGAAGGAUACAAGUUUUGCAAAAUAAGGGUACGGAGUGUACGCAUUCCGCAAAUUGGCGACAAGUUCGCUUCGCGGCACGGACAGAAAGGCACUUGUGGAAUUCAGUACAGGCAGGAAGAUAUGCCAUUUUCGUGCGAGGGUCUCACGCCGGACAUAAUAAUUAACCCCCACGCUAUCCCGUCGCGUAUGACCAUUGGCCAUUUAAUCGAGUGUAUACAGGGAAAAGUGUCGGCUAACAAAGGUGAAAUUGGUGAUGCCACACCGUUCAAUGAUGCUGUAAAUGUACAGAAGAUCUCCACGCUUCUGCAAGAGUAUGGGUAUCAACUUAGAGGAAACGAAGUGAUGUACAAUGGUCAUACCGGCCGCAAGAUCAAUGCCCAAGUCUUUUUAGGCCCAACUUAUUAUCAACGUUUAAAGCACAUGGUGGAUGAUAAAAUUCACAGCAGAGCCCGGGGACCUGUACAGAUUUUAGUCCGGCAACCCAUGGAAGGCAGAGCUAGAGACGGAGGUUUGCGAUUCGGUGAAAUGGAGCGCGAUUGUCAGAUUUCUCACGGAGCCGCGCAAUUUUUACGAGAACGUUUGUUCGAAGUUUCGGAUCCAUACCGGAUACACAUAUGCAAUUUCUGCGGUUUAAUAGCGAUAGCAAAUUUGAGAAAUAAUACGUUCGAAUGUAAAGGUUGUAAAAACAAAACACAAAUCUCCCAAGUUAGAUUACCGUACGCGGCGAAGUUACUUUUCCAGGAACUUAUGGCUAUGAACAUUGCGCCUCGAUUAAUGGUCGCAUAAACGUUGAUGUAUUUAUUGUUCUUUUAUAAGAUUUUGCAAAAUAAAGUUGAAUAGAAGAGAAUUGUAUCAUGCUCUGUUUUUUUGAAAAAGUUAGGUUCGUGUAUUUUUUGAAUACAUUACGAAUCAUACCUCGUCGUGUACACAUAAAAUGUACAUACACGACACUAAUAAUCGAACUAUAUAUCAAAUUAUUUCAGCAAAGUUUAUAUCGGCUCUAUUAUGUGGGCAAAGGAAAAAUUUGCAACCUUCCUAAAU
This is a messenger RNA of Colletes gigas, 3901 nucleotides long. It is a transcript of the gene RpII140, whose product is annotated as DNA-directed RNA polymerase II subunit RPB2. The record is from RefSeq and is a predicted model, not a curated record. Gene Ontology annotation, cellular component: RNA polymerase II, core complex. Gene Ontology annotation, biological process: DNA-templated transcription. NCBI's taxonomy places the organism in Eukaryota, Metazoa, Arthropoda, Insecta, Hymenoptera, Colletidae. Gene Ontology annotation, molecular function: DNA-directed RNA polymerase activity; DNA binding; ribonucleoside binding. The transcript has 4 exons. Bases 119 to 3646 code for a protein of 1175 amino acids.